Messenger RNA from Coregonus sp. 'balchen', 2709 nucleotides. The record is from the annotation of a GenBank genome assembly. Lineage: Eukaryota; Metazoa; Chordata; Actinopteri; Salmoniformes; Salmonidae.
CUCCAUGCCCAGGGUUUCAGUGGUACUGCUGGCCGCACCAGUAGUCUGACCCACCCCGGGACCCAGUUCAGCACCAAGGACCGAGACAACGACCGCUGCUCCUGCAAGUGUUCCCAGAUGGCUUCUGGAGGUACAGGCUCUGAGCUGUGAUUGGUCCAUCAAAUCCCUCUCUAUCUUUUCAUUAACCAGGUUUCCAUCCAAAUGUUUUACGCUAGUAAAGUACGUGUUGGAUAAAAAAAAUGUAAUGACAGGCCUGAUGGAAACAGAACAUUUGUCGGUAAACAUUCCAAAUGUCGACAAAACUAAAUAAGCUAGACAAGGUGGGAUAUUUUUUUGUUGGUAAAAUGAAUUAUGCGAGAAAUUUCGGUGGAAGCGCUUUUAUGCAGAAAUAUUGAUUUAAUAACCAUCAUAUCGAAGUAAACUUGGAGUCACACGAUGAUAUGUUGUGUGGUCCCUCCCACUACUACUCAGGGAAUCCAUGCAGUUUAUUAGGCUACAGAUUAAAUAAGUUAUGAUGAACUUCACAGGGUGGUGAAAGUACACAGUGAUGAGCUUGAUGCUCCUUUCCAAUAAAUAUCCAGGGUCUUAUUCUGGUGACAUCAUCAUCAUCGAUGCUUGGCUGCUGUUUGCCCGAAAAAAAAAAAAAAACGAACUAUUUUGUGAUGGAAACCCAUUUAACAAUGCAUUUUUCAUUCGGUUCAUUGGAAUUUAACCGCAAAUUGUAUUUUUAUGUGCACUAAGUCAUCACGCACAGUCUUUUAUCCACAACAAGUCAAUUUGAUGGAAUCACAUCUCUGGUGGAAAAAUGUGCAUGUAUGUUUUAAUGCGGAUUUGAGAAUAUUUACAUGUCAAUCUGUCGCCUAUUGGAUGGAAACCUAGCUAGUCUCUUUCCUUAUCCACAACCAUCCUACCUAAUACGAUCUAUAUCUAUUCACUUUUUUCUGGUUGGACUUUCUUUUUCAUCCUUUGUUUUGGUUCCCCAUCCCCUAUUUGUUUUUGUGAAGUUGUACAUGAACAUGAAAUGGCUUAGUAUGACCUUUGACCUUUUCCUCUUUGGUCCAUUCUCUCUCCACUAGUUUGGUGGUUUGAGGCGUGUGUUCCAUCUGCCCUCUCUCUUCCUGACCCCUGAUCUCUAACCCCUGACCUCUACCCUCUCCACUAGGUUGGUGGUUUGAGGCGUGUGGUCCCUCUGCCCUCUCUCUUCCUGACCCCUGACCUCUCCCCUCUCCACUAGGUUGGUGGUUUGAGGCGUGUGUUCCAUCUGCCCUCUCUCUUCCUGACCCCUGACCUCUACCCUCUCCACUAGGUUGGUGGUUUGAGGCGUGUGGUCCAUCUGCCCUCUCUCUUCCUGACCCCUGACCUCUCCCCUCUCCACUAGGUCGGUGGUUUGAGGCGUGUGGUCCAUCUGCCCUCUCUCUUCCUGACCCCUGACCUCUACCCUCUCCACUAGGUUGGUGGUUUGAGGCGUGUGUUCCAUCUGCCCUCUCUCUUCCUGACCCCUGAUCUCUAACCCCUGACCUCUACCCUCUCCACUAGGUUGGUGGUUUGAGGCGUGUGGUCCAUCUGCCCUCUCUCUUCCUGACCCCUGACCUCUACCCUCUCCACUAGGUUGGUGGUUUGAGGCGUGUGUUCCAUCUGCCCUCUCUCUUCCUGACCCCUGACCUCUACCCUCUCCACUAGGUUGGUGGUUUGAGGCGUGUGGUCCCUCUGCCCUCUCUCUUCCUGACCCCUGACCUCUCCCCUCUCCACUAGUUUGGUGGUUUGAGGCGUGUGUUCCCUCUCCCUCUCUCUUCCUGACCCUGACCUCUCCCCUCUCCACUAGGUUGGUGGUUUGAGGCUGUGUUCCAUCUGCCCUCCUCUCUUCCUGACCCCUGACCUCUACCUCUCCACUAGGUUGGUGGUUUGAGGCGUGUGUUCCAUCUGCCCUCUCUCUCCUACCCCUGACCUCUACCCUCUCCACUAGUUGGUGUUUGAGGCGUGUGGUCCAUCUGCCCUCUCUCUUCCUGACCCCGAUCUCUAACCCCUGACUCUACCCUCUCCACUAGGUUGGUGGUUUGAGGCGUGUGUUCCAUCUGCCCCUCUCUUCCUGACCUGACCUCUACCCUCUCCACUAGGUUGGUGGUUUGAGGCGUGUGUCCAUCUGCCCUCUCUCUUCCUACCUGACCUUACCCUCUACCCUCCACUAGGUUGGUGGUUUGAGCGUGUGUUCCAUCUGCCCUCUCUCUUCCUGACCCUGACCUCUACCUCUCCACUAGGUUGGUGGUUUGAGGCGUGUGUUCCAUCUGCCCUCUCCUUCCUGACCCUGACUCUACCUCUCCACUAGGUUGGUGGUUUGAGGCGUUGUUCCAUCUGCCCUCUCUCUCCUGACCCUGACCUCUACCCUCUCCACUAGGUUGGUGGUUUGAGGCGUGUGGUCCAUCUGCCCUCUCUCUUCCUGACCCCUGAUCUCUAACCCCUUGACCUCUCCCCUCUCCACUAGGUUGGUGGUUUGAGGCGUGUGUUCCAUCUGCCCUCUCUCUUCCUGACCCCUGAUCUCUACCCUCUCCACUAGGUUGGUGGUUUGAGGCGUGUGGUCCCUCCAACCUGAACCGUAUCUACUACGCUGGCGUCUCCAACGUGGUCCGCUACAACGGCAUCAAGUGGUACUACUGGAAAGGACCCAGCUUCAUGGCUACCAUGACUACCAUGAUGGUUCGACCCGCAGGCUUC